CGAGUUGCAGAAAAGGAAGUGCUACAUUCCAGCCUGUCACUACUUCCUGUUUUUACGAGCAAGGACUCCUGACAGCUGUGCCGGGGGCAAGUACCCGGAAGUAGGCAGACUGCAUAGUUCUUUGUAGACGUGUGCAUGUGUGCUCAAUAUAUGUGUACAGCAGGUGAGGACAGAAAUAACCUUUGAACGGAGGAGAUGGUGCGUAUUUUGGCAAAUGGUGAAAUUGUCCAGGAUGAUGACCCCCGAGUGAGAACAAAUGCUCACCCAAGAGCUAACACUCAGAGACAGGGAUUUUUUAACACCGCUACCAAUGGUGGACAAGGACCACAGCAGAUUCCACAAGAGGGAGGGAGGCCAGAAGGGCGCUCUCCAUUCUCUGAAAUUAACCAGCAGCUUGUAAAUAUGGGCUUUCCACGCUGGAACCUUGGAAAUCAGGUGGUGGAACCUGUCAUGUCAAUUCUUCUUCUAUUCCUCAUUCUUAUGGUGGGUGUACGUGGCUUACUUCUGGUUGGCCUGAUAUAUAUUGUCUCACAUCUCAGCCAAAGAUGAAUGGAAGUGGUGCCAAGAACCUAAUGUUUUGUAUGUGUGGUUUCUUCAUUAUUAUAAUUGUGUAUAAAAAGUGGACCAAAAUUACAGCUAUUUAUAUAAGUUGUACUAAUAAAUAUGUAGAUCUAUAAAGAGCUAUAGUUUAAUGCAGAAAAGUUGCACUACAAACAAAUUAUCAAUAUCAAUGGAUCAAUUCUCAAAAAGGAUUUGCUUUUAUGUGUAAUAUUAAUAAAAAUGGAUUUUAAUGUGUUUACUGAA
Molecule: messenger RNA, 804 nt
Organism: Xenopus laevis (African clawed frog)
Lineage: Eukaryota; Metazoa; Chordata; Amphibia; Anura; Pipidae
Gene: fam241b.L
Product: family with sequence similarity 241 member B L homeolog
Exons: 3
Coding region: 196-549 (117 amino acids)
Cellular component (GO): membrane
Source: RefSeq, a predicted model, not a curated record